Austrofundulus limnaeus is the source of this 998-nucleotide messenger RNA. Its product is annotated as protein jagunal homolog 1-A. The record is from RefSeq and is a predicted model, not a curated record. Gene Ontology annotation, biological process: vesicle-mediated transport; endoplasmic reticulum organization; granulocyte colony-stimulating factor signaling pathway. Bases 144 to 695 code for a protein of 183 amino acids. The transcript is spliced from 3 exons. Gene Ontology annotation, cellular component: endoplasmic reticulum membrane. Lineage: Eukaryota; Metazoa; Chordata; Actinopteri; Cyprinodontiformes; Rivulidae.
GGAUGCUGAUGCUGCGGUCAGAGUGCGCAUGCGCCGAAUUUUCCACACUGUUCUCUUGUCGCAUCUUCUCUGUAAGCAAUAAGUUCAUUUCUAAACGACGAGUGCCUCCAGGAUUCAAGAAAUAGGCUGCGGUUUUUCUCAACAUGACAUCUCGUGUUGGACCCAGAGCAAGCAGUCCUAAUAGAAGUGACUUUAAACCCAGAGAGAGGGUGGUCCCCCAUUACCAGAUGAGUGCUUCUCUGAAGUCUGAGGUACAAAAACUAAACUUGGUCCACCUUCUGAUCUGGCUGCUUGUAGCUGCACAAGUGACCGUCAGCCACUUCAACCUGGUAUCCCAUGAUACAGUGUCCAUACCAUACCAAUGGGAGUACCCCUACCUCCUCAGCAUCCUCCCUCUGCUCUGCAGCAGCCUGUCUCUCCCAAAAAACAACAUCAGCUACUUGGUCAUAUCCAUGUUAAGUGCUGGGCUGUUCUCUGUCACGCCUCUUAUUUAUGGCGGUAUGGAGAUGUUUCCUGUUGCACAGCAGCUGUACCGCCACGGAAAAGCCUACCGCUUCAUUUUUGGUUUUUCUGCAGUGACCGUCAUGUACCUGGUCAUGGUGGUUGCUAUUCAAGUACAUGCCUGGCAGUUAUAUUACAUGAAAAAACUGCUAGACUCGUGGUUCGACACAACUCAGGAAAAGAAGAAGAAGUAGCUUCACAUUUGUGACUGGAUUUUUUUUUUAUUCUUAGAUGAGCUAUAUUUCUUUAUCACAAUCUGUUGUAUCUUAUCCUCAACAAAUCAUAAAAAGAUGUUUGAGUUCAGUCUUCUCCAACAACGAGUUAUUUUUAUCUUUUGUUCAACAUUAUUUAUUCAAGGUCACACAGUCAAAAGUAACUAAUUUUAACGCACUGAUGGUCACAUUUAAAAAAAUGUUUAUAAAAGGAAUGAUUCCGUCUGCCUGAAUGUUUUGUAUGGAUGACAUGAUCUGAGUAUUAAUAAAAUGUGUUUCAAUUAA